AUGCUGCUGAACGUAUUGACAACCUUUGGGCAUUUGAUUGUCGAUGUACCAACCGGUGGACCAUUUGAUCAUGUGCGCGCAGCUAUGAUACAGAGUGUGGUCUUCAUCAUUCGGAAUCGCUUCGGAGAUGCGUGCAUUCUUGGUCGGGAACUGCUUCUUGUACUUAUGCGUCUGUCAAAGGUUCCUGCGAUUAACGCUAUUUGGGUGGAUCUCGUGACAGCUCCUUCAAAAUUUGGCCUUAAUGACGGUAUUGAGGACCUUUUCCGGCAGAGUGCUAAUUUCUAUGGUGUUCGGCUCUCCGCUGAAAUGACAAAGAAGAUAGAAUUCAUCAUUUGCCAGUGCAAACCCAGUACACAGGAUAAACAUUUCGAGUGGUUCUCAAAUUCG
This is a messenger RNA of Cooperia oncophora, 387 nucleotides long. Lineage: Eukaryota; Metazoa; Nematoda; Chromadorea; Rhabditida; Trichostrongylidae. The record is from the annotation of a GenBank genome assembly.